CAAAACUUCUCGGAAGCGGAGGAGGCAGCGAAACAGAAAAGAAACAGCUCUAAAAAGUGAAGAAAAGUUAAGAUGGUGUUUGCAAAGAUCGGUUUAAUUUUGCUGCUAGCGCUAAAUCUCGUCAAAGGAGAUUCACACGGCAAGCUGCUGGAUGAAACCGAGGAAACGAUGGACCUGGAGACGUACCAUCCGAAUCGUGAUCUUCCAAUACCGAAUACUAUAGUGUCCCACCAAAGAUACAAAUGCUACAGCUGCGAACCGCCCGACUGUGCCGACACGACGGCCCACGCCCACCUCUGCCAGAAUGCGAUCCAGUGCUGGAAAUCGCGGAUCCGCGACCAGUACGGACACGAAAGCGUUUCCCGCGGGUGCACCACCACACACGAGCAGCUUCCCCUGUACUGCAAUCCGAAUCUGAUGAACAGCAGCGGACCGAAGAAACGGCACGCCUCCGGGACGUACAACAUCGAGUGCUGCAUCGGCGAUUACUGCAACAACGGGAGCUUUCCCGCACUGCCGCCGGUUGAGUAUGGAAAUGAAGUGAUGAAGCUGGAGACUUCAACCUACCCCUUGAAACUGACGAUGGCCAUCCUGGGUCCGGUGCUGAUAUUGGUCAUUGCCGGAACAAUCGCGUGGUGCUUCAUGCGCAGAUCACAUCGCAAACGACUCAUGGCCACCAGGAGUAAACACGAUCCGGAAACCUACUACGCCAGUGAUGAGAUUCUGAGGGCAACCAGUGCCGGAGACAGUACGCUGCGGGAAUACCUACAACAUUCGGUCACAUCCGGAUCGGGUAGUGGUCUACCGCUGUUGAUCCAGCGAACGCUUGCUCGACAGGUAUCACUGUGCGAGUGUAUCGGCCGGGGACGAUACGGGGAGGUUUGGCGGGGCAUCUGGCACGGGGAAAGCGUUGCCGUCAAAAUCUUCUUCUCGCGUGAUGAGGACUCCUGGAAGCGGGAAACGGAGAUCUACAGUACGGUCCUGCUGCGGCACGAGAACAUCCUCGGCUACAUUGGUUCGGAUAUGACCUCGCGCAACUCGUGCACCCAGCUGUGGCUCAUCACACACUACUACCCGCUGGGGUCGCUGUUCGAUCACCUGAAUCGGACUGCCCUGAGCCAUCACCAGAUGGCGACGAUUUGCCUUUCGAUUGCCAACGGUUUGGUGCACCUGCAUACCGAGAUCUUCGGAACGGAAGGCAAACCGGCGAUCGCUCAUCGUGACCUGAAAACGAAGAAUAUCCUGGUGCGUAUCAAUGGGACGUGCGUGAUAGCGGACUUCGGACUGGCCGUGACGCACAGCCAGACGACGAACAAGAUCGACAUAAGCAACACGGCACGGGUCGGAACGAAGCGGUACAUGGCUCCGGAGGUGCUGGACGAAAGCAUAAACAUGGAGUGCUUCGAGUCCCUGCGGAAAGCGGACAUCUACGCCAUCGGUUUGAUGUUUUGGGAAAUCUGCCGCCGUACGCUGUCGAACGGCAUUGCCGAAGACUACAAGGUCCCGUACUACGACUGCGUCACGUCCGACCCCAGCUUCGAGGAGAUGCGCAAGGUCGUCUGCGGGGACAACUACCGACCGUCGAUACCGAACCGGUGGGUCUCCGAUCCGCUCCUCUCCGGCAUGGCCAAACUGAUGCGCGAGUGUUGGCACGCCAACUCGAACGUGCGCCUGCCGGCCCUGCGGAUAAAGAAGACCCUGCUGAAGCUGGCCAUCUCGGACGAAACGGUCAAGCUCAACUACGACGGGGAGAUUUGCGUUUGAUGGCUGCUGACGGUGGUCGUAGGACGAGAGAAAAGUAUCAAAUCAGACAACAAUAUCAAAUUUGGAUCGUCGUCCUUUAUGUUAGUUGGCGUGCGUGCGUGCGUGCGUUUGUUGGUACCAGUGGUGAGAAAGUGAGCGUUGGGAUGUGCAUGCGAAGUCGUAGCGAAUGAUUGAGUGAGAGGGUUUCAAAUGUGUAUAUAUUUUUGUGUAUUCUAAUUACUAGAUUAGAACUGUUAAAACGUACGAGAACCUUUUAUCGAUUGCCCCCUGUCUUUCUUCCGAUCUUAAAUUAGUAAAAUUGUGUUUUACGUUGAUGAAACAUCUUUCAGUUGCAUAAGUUUUAAAUAAAUUUCGUUUCGAUUUAAAAAUUACGUCCUAUUUCGAUCGGGUUUCAAUCGCAAAACAAAGCAGAGAAUGCAAAGAUCAGACAAUGUUCAGUAUUAUUAACUGAAUGUAAUACGAUAAUAAUGAUAAAAUAAACGACAAAGAAAAACACAAAACUAACCUACAACCUUCUACGGAUAGACACAGAUACAACUAUUUACACUCCGAUGCGAGGUGGAAGGCAAAUGCGCCACUUCAUCAGUGAAUGAUUAUUCGACGAUCGAGCAUUUUUCGUUUUUGUUUUUAGAGGGAAAAACUAAACAUCCAAAUUAAGUGCCAUUUAGUCAACAAUAGAGGGGAGUGAAUUGCAUUGAUUUCAUACGUAGAUUAACACACUGUCAGUGGUAGUUGAAAAGCUCCGUUUUUCGCUGUUGUACAUAUAGGUCCGGUAGGAUGUAGGAAGGAACAGACCAUUUUAUUUCAAAUUUUAUUCAAAUUAGGUUGGCGUGACGUUUGCUGAAGAAUUUGCGAGUGUGUUUCUUUUUUUGUUUUGAUAAGUUAAAUGAAAACAAGCGCGAAUGCCGAGCAAAAAGGAGCAAAUUUCUAACAACACAUAUUUAUAGUGAAUCGAUCUUGUAGCAACCGCGACUCGACGGGAAAGGUUGGGUUCAGUAGAUUAUUUUAAUGUUUAUUUUCGAGCAAUAAAUGAUAGGAAGCAUAGUUAGUUUAUAACAAAAA
Ochlerotatus camptorhynchus is the source of this 2826-nucleotide messenger RNA. It is a transcript of the gene sax, whose product is annotated as saxophone. The transcript has 9 exons. Bases 73 to 1764 code for a protein of 563 amino acids. Lineage: Eukaryota; Metazoa; Arthropoda; Insecta; Diptera; Culicidae. Gene Ontology annotation, cellular component: BMP receptor complex; plasma membrane. The record is from RefSeq and is a predicted model, not a curated record. Gene Ontology annotation, molecular function: ATP binding; transmembrane receptor protein serine/threonine kinase activity. Gene Ontology annotation, biological process: cellular response to growth factor stimulus; cell surface receptor protein serine/threonine kinase signaling pathway; protein phosphorylation.